AUGGCGUCGGCAGCGAGCAGGAAGGCGCCGUCGCUGGUGGUGGCGGCGAGCGUCGGCGCCGUGGAGGCGCUCAAGGACCAGGCGGGCCUCUGCCGCUGGGGCUACCCGCUCCGCUCGCUCUACCGCAGCGCCGCAGCCGCGCCCACCGUCCGCGCGCUCUCUGCCUCGCUCCGUGAGGCCCGGCUGGCGUCGUCGGCGGCGGAGGACACGAAGCUGCGCAAGACCCACCACCUCGUCUGCUGGGGGCCCAACUGAUCAGUCCCUUCUUCUCCGCAGCAUCGUAUAGUAUAGUACACCACUGCGUGCGUACCUGGUGAAAAUGCU
This is a messenger RNA of Lolium rigidum, 324 nucleotides long. RefSeq lists its product as uncharacterized. The transcript has a single exon. Bases 1 to 255 code for a protein of 84 amino acids. The record is from RefSeq and is a predicted model, not a curated record. Lineage: Eukaryota; Viridiplantae; Streptophyta; Magnoliopsida; Poales; Poaceae.